Macrosiphum euphorbiae (potato aphid) is the source of this 2208-nucleotide messenger RNA. NCBI's taxonomy places the organism in Eukaryota, Metazoa, Arthropoda, Insecta, Hemiptera, Aphididae. The record is from the annotation of a GenBank genome assembly.
AUGUGUUUGGUGCUCAAGUACGUGUUUAUACUAUUAUGGCUUAUGUACACUUUCGCCUCAAUUAUACUUCUAUUCAGCAAGGGACUAUUACUGCACAGAGAUGUGUUGCCCAACAAGUCCAUCUGUGAAACCGAUGUCAAUUCUCUUCAAGAGUUGACACAGAACUGCACAAAAACCAAUACAAAAGUGGUGAUGUUAAUUAUUGAUGCCUUGCGCCAUGAUUUUGUCUUUCAUUCUGAACAGGACAUGCCGUAUACGAACAAGAUUACAGUGUUCAGGGACAUAUUGGCCAGUUAUCCAAAACAGUCAAGAUUAUACAAGUUUAUAGCUGAUCCCCCGACCACGACUAUGCAAAGAUUAACAGCUCUCACUACUGGAAGUUUGCCUACUUUUAUAGAUGUUGGUUCAAAUUUUGCAACUGAAGAAUUGCUGGAAGAUAAUGUUAUUGAUCAGUUAGUGAAUAAUGGAAAAAAAGUUGUAUUCAUGGGAGAUGAUACAUGGGCAAAUUUGUUUCCAAAAAGAUUUUACAGAAAUUAUACAUAUCCAAGUUUUAAUGUUUGGGAUUUGGAUACUGUUGAUGAAGGAAUCAAAAAAAACUUAUAUCCUGAAAUUGUAAAAGACGAUUGGGACGUGUUAAUUGCUCAUUUUUUAGGAGUUGACCAUUGUGGUCAUAGAUAUGGACCAAAUCACAAAGAAAUGGAAAGGAAGCUUAAUGAGAUAAAUGUAGUUUUGAGAGACAUAUUAAAAGAAAUUCUUGGUCGUGAAAAUAUCAUGCUUUUUGUAUUUGGUGAUCAUGGAAUGACAUCAAAUGGUGAUCAUGGGGGAGAAUCUGAAAAUGAAUUAACAUCUGCACUUUUCGUAUUGUCAUCAUCUCAAGAAUUACAACCAAAAACAGAAAGUGAUAUAAAACAAGUUGACUUAGUACCUACUAUAUCAACAUUAAUGGGUGUUCCUAUUCCAUUCUCAAAUAUUGGCUCUCUUAUUAAAUCAGCUUUACCACAAAACUUUCAUUUAGUCAAUAGUAUUUGGAGAAAUGCUAAACAGAUUAAUGAUUAUCUUACAACUUACUCGUUACAGAAUGAUGAACUUAAUGAUAAGCAUAUACAUUUUAUUAAAGAUACAUUCAAAAUGUUAGAUAUUCAACAUAACACAUUUGUGAAAAGUUGUGAAAAUUUUAUGCAAUUAAGUAGAAGAGCGUGUGAAGAAGUUUGGAUACGUUUUGAUGAAAGUUCUAUUUAUAAAGGUUUAGUCCUAAUGUUUGUAUCUUUAUAUUUCAGUUUCUUACUUGUUGGCUCAUCUGCUUUAGACCAUUAUGAUAAAAUCACUGGAAAGCAAGUGCUCAUUAUGUUUUCCAUAGUUGUUCCAUUGAAUUUAAUCGCAUUUCUAUUUUAUUUGUAUAAGAUAAUUCAUAUAACUGUCGUAUUUUUUGUUACUGGGUUUAUAGGUACUAUUUUCCUUGCUAUAUUUUGUGUAGCUUGUUGGUCGUCAUUAACACAAGAUUUUCUUAAUACCAAUAAACCUGAUAAAAUAUUGAUACGUAUAUUUACUGUAUUAACUACUCUUGGAUUUUUUUCUAAUAGUUACAUCAUUGAAGAAUCGUAUGUAUUGCAUACAUCAUUUGUUCUUUUACUAUGGUAUCUAGUUGUCAGAUUUAAAUUAGAAAAUAGGAAAACAUGGUUUCGUAAUAAAAUAAAACCUAAAAACUUUUCACUUAAACAUUGGAUCACAUCAUUAAACUGCAAAGUUGUAUGGUGUUCAAUUCUGUUGUGUAUUAUAUUGCGUUACUCUCAUUCAUUUUGGAAAUGCCGUGAAGAACAAGGAUGGUGUUUUGAAGAUGGAGCUCAAACCAAAACCGGAAAUUCAAUCAUUUCCAUAGUUCUUAUAGUAAUUUCUGUUACUGUUGUACAUAAGUCAUUGAAAUGUUCUGGAAACCUAACUGGAUGUUCUUUAAAUGUUUAUUUGUCUUCAAUUUUGCCAAGAAUAUUUGCUGUACUGUUGUCUGUUCAUUGGAUAUUUGAUUCUUCAUUUCAACGUGUGAAGCAUACCAUACCUUAUGUAGCGUACAUACCAAAUGUUAUUAUAUUAUUAACUGUAAUACUAAUGAUGACAUUAUUUGUAAGCCCAUUACUUGUACACUAUGUGGACUUACAAGAAGGUAAAGCUAAUAAUCAAUCAGAGAAGUUUUUAACCAAUUGGUUCUCAGAAUAG